AAAAGCCGUGAACUCAGUUUGUGAGAGAGCUGUGCCUGAUGAGUUUCUUACCUGCGAUUUCCAGGGAAGUUUGUCAAUAAUGAAGGACAUUGAUGAAAUACUGAAGGAGUCGUUAUUGCCAGCAAGAGACAGAGUGAAGAGACACAUAGAUGAGCUUCGGGAAAUUGCAGAUGCUAUUGACAAGAUCCACAAAGGAGCGACAAUAGCAAACAUUGCUGGAGGGACAGUGGGAAUUGCCGGGGGGAUAACAACCAUCGUAGGCCUCGCUCUCAUUCCUGUUACAUUUGGAGCAUCCCUGAUAGUCUCUCUUACAGGACUGGCUGUUUCUACAGCAGGGGGACUGACCAGUGCUGCCGCAACCACCACAGAUAUAGUUGCAAGUAAAGUCAAGAGGGAGACAGUAGAGAAGCUCUUUCAGGAGUGUCAGACUGAGCUGGAACAUAUCAAAGGCUAUGCAGAAAGCAUAACUGAAAAAAUCCAAAACUUGAAAGAUAAUGAAAAGAAAGGUUUUGUGUUUGCAAUCCCACAGAUAGGUUCAGGGGCAGGACGAGCUGUUCUUAACGCCAUGAAAAUGGUCAAAGCUGGUCAGCUCCUGGCUAAUGUUGGUAGAAUUGCAAAAUUUGCAGGAGCUGCGACCCAUGUUCUAACAGCUCUCACCCUGGGGUUAGAUAUUUUCUUUGUAGCAAAAGAUUCUAUGGAUCUCCACAAAGGUGCAAAAACGGAGCUGGCAGCUGAAAUCCGAGAAAUAGCCAAUAAAAUGGAGCAAAUGAUUGACCAAUUCAACGAAAUGUGA
Emys orbicularis (European pond turtle) is the source of this 793-nucleotide messenger RNA. RefSeq names its product apolipoprotein L6-like. The coding region runs from base 80 to 793 and encodes 237 amino acids. The record is from RefSeq and is a predicted model, not a curated record. NCBI's taxonomy places the organism in Eukaryota, Metazoa, Chordata, Testudines, Emydidae. The transcript has 2 exons. Gene Ontology annotation, biological process: lipoprotein metabolic process; lipid transport. Gene Ontology annotation, molecular function: lipid binding. Gene Ontology annotation, cellular component: membrane; extracellular region.